AUGCACGUGACGAACUGGGAGCUGCGCGGCCACCAGCCGGGCUACGUGACCGAGCCCGAGCAACCAGCCCAGUACCAGAGGGAGAUCUUCUCCCUGCCGGGGCCGGGCGCGCGCUGUGAUCCCCGCGAAGUCCUGCGCGGCCUCGAGCACGAUCAGCGGGCACAUUGGGGGAGACAUUUGUUGCGCCGAACGCCUGCACCUGACAAGGAGAUCAGGCUUCACAACGAUCGCAAUCUCAUGGCGGAUAGGCGGCGCUAUGCGCAGUUCAUCCUGGACCUGUACACCUCCGGCCUCGUCAGAGUCGGGGCCAAGCGCAGCGCCACGGUGGGCGCGUUUUGUGCGGGGAAGAGCGGGCGAGAACGGCUUCGGCUCAUCUUCGAUACGCGACGAGUCAAUGCACGGUUUCAUGACCCUGAUCACUCUCAGUUACCCAGUGCUGCCGCAUGGGCGGCGCUACGUACCAAUCCUUCUUCGUCUUUGAGUGUGGAUCAGGCCGACGUGGACAACGCCUUCUACAGGGUGAAGUUGCCUGACAAGAUGGACGAGCAUUUUUCGUUGCCGAGCGUGCACGUGAGUUCGCUCCGACAGCUCGCCGAGGCGACUGGGGUGGGCAUCGACCUCCUCUACUUUUGCAAGAGGCUGCUGGAGACCACCGUGCUGCGGUCGGGGGUCGACACCGGCCCGCUCAUCAUGGAUCGCCACGCUCCCCUACAGGUCCGCACCUCUUCGACCCAGCCUGGCGUGUGCGUCGACAACGUCUGCGUCGUCGGCGGCGACGGCGACCGCUGCGUGGCCGACUGCACCGAGGUCGUCGGCGAGCGGGAGCGGGUCGGCCUGAAGUGCAAGGGCGCCAUGGAGCCUGAGGACCUGCAGACCAUCACUGGCAUCACCUUCGAGAGGCGCAGCGGGCGCGUUGGCAUCAGCCCGGGUCGGAUGUGGAAGAUCCGACUUGCUCUGCUGUUCGUGGCGGACCGACGCCCGGCCACGGGGGGCGAGUUCUUUAGCUUGCUUGGGCGCUUCACUUGGGCCGCUCUCUUGAGACGGCCACAUUUGAGCAUUUUUCAACAGGCCUACGUCUUCGCCCGAAUCGCUGGGCGCCGCCGCCUGCGGCUGUGGAGCCGCGUGGAGCUCGAGCUGCGGCGGGCGGCCGCCUUGCUGGUCUUCGCUUUCUCCGACUCCAAGAGGCCCAACAGCGCCCUCGCCUACGCCUCGGACGCCUCCAGGGGCCAGUCUGGCUCAGAGGGCGGCUACGGCGUGGUGGGGCAGACCUGGGCCGAUGAGCUCGUGGAGCGCACCGCCUCGUCAGCUGAGGCCUGGCGAUGCUCCGUGCUGGACGCCAUCGGGGCCCGCGAGUGCGCGCUCGGCUACGACCCGGUCGCGGGGGCCAAGGUCGGCCGCCGCCAGGCCCGCGCUGGCUCCACCAGCUUCGAGGGGGUCGCGAGGUCCUCGAUCGGUGACUUCAACGAUGGGGGUGUCCUCUUCCACGGCGAGUUUCAGCGCGACGAGGACAUCGCCGCCCUUGAGGGGCGAGUGGCUGUGAUGGCCGGCCGCGCGGCACGCAGUGCGAGGGCGCUGCGGCAGCUUUGCGCCAUAUUCAUUGUCACCGACACCGCCGUCAUCCUCAUAUGGAUGCCGUCAGAGUGGAACCCCGCCGACAAGCCCUCUAGGCGCCACUGCCGUGGUACCACGGCUUCGGGUGCGGAGCCCGGCGGCCCCAGCGGGCCCGGCGCGGCUGGGCUCGGGGACGCGCUGCACGACGACCCCUACCCGCUCGGUGGCCUCGCGGGGCUCCUCGGCGGGCCGAGCGGUGGCGGCGCGGUCGCCGACGACUCCUCAUCUUCGAGCUCGGACAGUGGCAUCGACCAGCAGUGCGAGACCACCCCCAGCGAGGGCCGAGACGCGCGAGCCCAGGCCGAGGGGCUCGCGGUGUUGCAGAGCCUGAAGGUCGGCAACGCGUCCCGCGUGUACUUCGAGAAGGAGUACCUGGACUUCCUGACUUGGGCCCUCUCGAGGGCCCUGUCGAUCCUCGGGCUGCCGUCCAUCGACUCGACCUUCUCCCAGUACCUCGAUUUCCUGUUCUGGGAGGGCCACAAUCACCACAAGGGGGACAAGGCGUUCGCGGCGCUGAAGCAAUUCAACCCGGGCCUGGGCUUGACUGCGGCGGCUGCGCUGGAGAGGGCCGCCGUGGCUGCGGGGGAGCUGCUGUCCGCGGCCGUGGGCGUAGCUCUGCACCGAGGCUGGCGGAACUUCGCCAUCGCCCUAGCGCUCAGCUGGGACACGAUGGUUCGGCUUCCCAGCGAGAUCGUGCAGACGACACCCGCGACGCUGGUGGCGCCCGCGCCGCGCUCUGGCCGAGCCGUGUGGAGCCUGCUUCUCUUCCCAGAGGAGUUCAACCAGGUCAAAAAGACUUUGGGCUGCGACGAGGGCGUCGCGCUGUCAGACUCGAUGUCCGUGGCCCUCGGCGCGGGCCUGGCCAGGCUGAAGCGAGGCCGCUCGGACGGCCAGCCGCUCUGGGGCUUCGACGCGAGGGUUUUCAACGCCAAGCUCAGGACGGUUUUCGACCAGCUAGGCCGCCAGGACUGCCACCCGUACCAGGUGCGCCACGGCGGAGCCUCGUACCGAGCCGCAGUCCUGGGCGAGAAGCUCGCGGACAUCCAGGCCAUGUUGAGGCACCAGUCGGACAACUCGACGAAACGGUGCGCCAGGCACGCCAGGUACUUCGCGGAGGUCGGGAAGCUCAGUCCCGAGGUGGCGCAGUUCGGGCGGGACGUCGACGCCCGCCUGGGCGACCUGCUGCGGGGGCGCAGCUGGCGCGGCGGCGACGCGGGCGGUGCGGCCGAGGUCCUGACGGACGCGGCGGUGCGCCGCCACUGGCGGGCCGCGUUGCGGGCGGCCCUCUCAGGCUCCCGUAGGCACCAGGUGUACCUGGAUCUGUUCAGCGGUACUGGCAAGGUUGCGAGUUGGCUCGAACGGAAGUCCGACUACGCUGUCCUGCGGAUCGACGUGGCGGCCCACCCCGCGUUCGACUUGUCGCGGUCCGUGUGCGGGGCCAUCGUGAUCGGCUGGCUGAGAUCCCGCGUGGUGCGAGGACUGAU
This is a messenger RNA of Prorocentrum cordatum, 3095 nucleotides long. The record is from the annotation of a GenBank genome assembly. Lineage: Eukaryota; Dinophyceae; Prorocentrales; Prorocentraceae.